AGUAGGCUUUAGUUGUAGAAAUGGCAGCGCUGAGACAGGAGCGUCGCUACGGGCUCUCCUGCGGCAAAAUCAACAAAAACAUCCCCAACAGAAGUCUUUAUCACGUCAAACUCACUGACACCGCCAUCCGGACCCUCGAAGCCUUCCAGAACCUUAAGGCAUCACUACCCAAUCGGCCGUCCAUUUGCUUCAAGGAAAGCCAGGGGUAUAUCAAGAUCCCUACUCCAACUUCAGAAUCUCCCGGUGGAUUCCGAGUUUUCUCCUUCUACCUAUCCAGCGACAGCAAGGACAAGCCUCAGUCCAGCUUCGACUGUAUUCAUCAGUAUGUUUCAGGAGAGGGCAGGGAUCAGCUGGAGGGUCAGGGCAGCAUUCAGGACAAGAUCACAGUUUGUGCCACCGAUGACUCCUACCAGGCAACACGGGAGCGCAUGUCCCAGGUGGAGAAGGACAUCUGGAGCCGGUCAGCCAUCGAGAUAAAACCAGGGCCAAGUAAGUGUGUGAAGGUCCAGAGGAAGCAGGGUCUGGUUUCAGGCUCAGAUAGCAGCAGCAGCAGCAGUAGCAGCAGCAACAAGCACUCCCCCAGCAAUAAGAGGAGCCUAGUUCCCAGCCCUGUGGCACACAGGGCUUUAAGGGACCGAGUCAUCCAUCUCCUGGCCUUAAAACCUUACAGGAAACCUGAGCUGCUACUGUGGUUGGAAAGGGAACGGGCUAGUCCAAAAGACAAGGCUGACCUGACCUCAGUGCUGGAUGAGGUUGGCAAGCAGAGCCUGAAAGAUCACAGCUUUUCUCUGAAGGAGGAGCUCUACAGACAUGUCCAGAGAGACUGGCCUGGUUAUCUCGAGGAGGAGAAACAGCUCAUACACAGGCUUCUGAUCAGGAAGCUUCAACCACUCCACACUAGUUGCCAGUUGAAAAGUCCCCAAGCCAACCAGUCAUUCCACAAAACUACCGGGGACUCUCCUUCACAACUCAGCCCUGCCAAGACGCUCUCUGCGAAACGCCCUGUGCCUUUGGAUCCCUCCAACUGCCAGACCCCCAAAAAACAAAGAUUAAUAGACCCUUGCUUGCCUCGGCAGUCUCCAUCUCAGGGAGACUGCGGCGCCAACGGGACGUCCCAAAGCUCCUCCAGCCACACCGCUGCUGGCGUGCACAUCAAAACAGAGCAAACCAACAAUCAUCUCCAGGCGCGUCUUAACGGUCUGCAAUCGCCGCUGAAACUGAACGCAUCGUCUACAACUACUACUGCGACUACGACGACUACUACUACUCCCAAAGUGGAGAGGACCGCGCCGGCGUCCACUGCACUUAGCCCCAAGUCCCCAUGCUUGAACACAAAGGUUUGCACUGACGAGCAAAUGCACAAUGGCCAGCAUAAAAAGAAGAAGUCCAAAAAGCACAAAGAGAAGGAGCGGGAGCGCUUAAAACCAGAGUGGAUCGAAACCAGCCCAGACCUGAAGAAGAACAAGGAAAAUCUCAAAGAGCACGAAGGAGAGAAAACGCGAGCGAGUCCAAGCACAGCAGAUGACCUGCCGGACUAUUUAUUAAAAUACUGCACAAUAUCAGCAAUGGAGCAGCGCGAGCAGUACAAGGACGACUUCUGCUCCGAGUACGACGAGUACAGAGCUCUUCACGACCGCAUCAGAGCCAUCACAGAGAUGUUUGUCCAGUUAGGCUCAAAGAUCAACUCGCUCUCGCCGGGGACGCAGGAGUACAAGCUCAUGGAGGAACAGAUACUACAAAAGUACCGGAGAUAUAAGAAAAGGUUUCCUGGCUACCGGGAAGAAAAGAAGCGUUGCGAGUACCUCCAUCAGAAACUGUCACAUAUCAAAGGUCUGAUCUCAGACUACGACCGAGCACGGGAACUCUCUUAGUGCCAACGGCCGCUACUAACAGGGUUGCAAAAGAGACUGGACCAAAAAGACUGGCAGUGGACCAAAAGACGCUAAAACAACAUUCACUUUAGUCCUCUGUGAGAUGAUGGAAUCAAGGAGCGACUUCUCAACAAAAGUUCAAGGUGAUGGUUUUAGUGCUGGAACAAAAUGUCCUGCUGUGAACUGGGCAGAUGUGCAAGUGAAAGCCAAAUCUUUUCUCUUUUGAUCCUUCCUGCCGAAAAGCGUUUUUAUUCUCUUUUUUCAAAUGAAGUAUUAAAUUGAUGGUACAAUCAGUCUUAAGGGGGGAAACAAAAGCUACUAGUCGAGUCUUAACCGACACAUUCAGUCACUUUAUUAACUAACUUCAAGAAAACACAACCUCGUAUUUAAUUGCCGUACAUUUCACUGGGGCUCCUAAACAAUGUUUUUAUCUCACCAGCAUCUCUCGAUCAGUGGCUCUCAACCUUUCUACACCCUGCAAAGACACAUUUGACAGGUCAUUCCCAUAUGGGGUCGCGGGGGCAGCAGCCUAAGCAGAAAAGGCCAGACUUCCCUCUCCUUAGCUGCUUUGUCCAGCCCCUUCCGGGGGAAUCCCGAGGCGUUAACACUUCCAAUACUGCAUAUCUAUUUAUUUCUUGCAUGAUUUGAGAAUCUUGGUGGUUAUUAUAAUAUUGAAUUAAUAUUUUUUAAAUGAGACGACUACCACUAUCCCCGGCAAAAAGCAUAUUUGAAACAGAGCACUUUUGCGUUAGUAACUUUUUUAUUACGCUCAAAACAUUCAUCUAUAGCGAUUGUGCUUGAAACAACAUACAAUUACUUCAAUUGUGAACAAAAAAAAGCUAUUAAAAUGUAUAAAAUAAUUAUUAGAGUGGCCUCUAUUGGAAUUAUGAUAAAUGUGUUCUUUAAUGCAGAUUCAAAGGAAUUUAUAAACUUUAUUUUGAUGUUACCAAUAAAUAUUAUGACCAUUUCUGUACUUCUGUACGUUCAUAUUUUUUUCUUAAGGAGGUACACAUACAAAAUAAGCAGGGGAUCAAAUAUUUUCCCCAUCAAAUCUAUAGUUUCACUAAAUUAGAAUACCGUACAUCUGAUUUCAGGAACUCAAUUCUGCGCAGACCACUAGUUUAGAAAUAUUCUACUUUUUUUAGCUGUAAUUAGGUAUAAGUACCGAAUUCAGUACUUUUAUAGGUACUACCGGGUACAGAUUCCCGUAAAAUCAAACGGUACCAUAUUUCAAUAAUUUUGUUGCACCUAUCGUCACUUACGGUUGCAGACAAGCACUUGGCGGCCAAACAGGCAUAUUCAUAUUCAUAUUCAUUAGUCUCUAGGUAACGUUGCAGUGUUGUAUGCCUGCUAGAAAGUGCUUAAAAGCAAGUGUUCACUUUUCAAAAUGCCCAAGCUCAAUGCUAAUUUAUAUUGGAUAUACACUGAGUAGCAUUAGCAAUUUUACAUGGCAAUUUCAUUACGUCCAAAUUUUUUAAAGAAAACUACAACUAAGAUGCAGGUUACAAUCAAACAGCUGGUGUGUAAUAAGCACAGUACCUACAGAAGGGGUCACCAACCUUUUUGAAACCAAGAGCUACUUCUUGGGUACUGAUUAAUGUGAAGGGCUACCAGUUUGAUACACACUUAAAUAAAUUGCCAGAAAUAGUCAAUUUGCUCAAUUUACCCUUUAACUCUGUUAUUAUUAUUAAUAAUUAAUGAUAUUUAUCUUUGUGGAAACACUGAUCAUCUUAAUGAUUUCUCACAAUAAAUAUUUAUUUUUGAUGACAUGUUUUAAAUAGGUUAAAAUCCAAUCUGCACUUUGUUAGAAUAUAUAUAACAAAUUGGACCAAGCAAUAUAUUUCUAACAAAGACAAAUCAUUAUUUCUCUAAGAUUUUCCAGAACAAAAGUUUUAAAAGAAAUUCAAAAGACUUUGAAAUAAGAUUUAAAUUUGAUUGUACAGAUUUUCUAGAUUUGCCAGAAUAAUGUUUUUGAAUUUUAACAAUAAGUUUGAAGAAAUAUUUCACAAAUAGUCUCUGUCGAAAAAACAGAAGCUAAAAUGAAGAAUGAAAUUAAAAUGUAUUUAUUGUUCUUUACAAUAAAAAAAUUAAUUUACUUGAACAUUGAUUUAAAUUGUCAGGGAAGAAGAGGAAGGAAUUUAAAAGGUAAAAAGGGUAUAUGUGUUUAAAAAUCCUAAAAUGAUUUUAAAGGUUGUAUUUUUUCUCUAAAAUUGUCUUUCUGAAAGUUAUAAGAAGCAAAGUAAAAAAAUUAAUGAAUUUAUUUAAACAAGUGAAGACCAAAUCUUCAAAAUAUUUUCUUGGAUUUUCACAUUCUAUUUGAGUUUUGUCUCUCUUAGAAUUAAAAAUUUCAAGCAAAGCGAGACCAGCUUGCUAGUAAAUAAAUACAAUUUAAAAAAUAGAGGCAGGUCACUGGUAAGUGCUGCUAUUUGAGCUAUUUUUAGAACAGGCCAGCGGGCUACUCAUCUGGUCUUUACAGGCUACCUGGUGCCCAUGGGCACCGCGUUGGUGACCCCUGACCUAGAGUAUUCGUAGUACACGACACGAGACAAGACUGGCACAUUCAACUUUAUGGCAAAGACUACUUCCUGACAACACAACUGAGACCAACUGAAAUGAAUGCAUUUUUGCAAAUGAGACUCCGAAGUAUAAGAAAACAUGAAAUAAUGACGCGGUCCGUUUACCUCGGAAGUCGGAGCUGAGUUGUGAGCGUUCCAGUUACAAGGUCGGAAAUCAAGACGGUCACAUCCACUAAAGCUAUUCUUGCACUUGCCUUGUCCCAAGUAUAAACAACUUGUGGGAAAAUAUUCACUUUCUGCAACCUUCAGACGCUAUUGCUCGCGAUUAAGUACGUACUGUAUAUACCACGGUUUGUUUGUUUUUUACACUACAGUAACAUCACGAUGUAAAUGUUCAACGAUAAAUCAUAUAUGGCUGAUUUAGUGCGACAAAACCUGGUUAGAAGUGCUAAUAACAGAUAUUAUAGAAGCUUAAAUUAUUGUUUACAUUCAGAGUAGCCAUCUUUGAAGGCAAGUGGUGAGAAUGCACUGACUUGCCUAAAGCAGCAGUAGAGUUGACAAACAAGUUGACUUUUUUGCUUAGUGUUCAAAUGUAUCCAUUAAACCAUAUCAAUUGUAAUUGCAGUCUGCAAAGUAUGUGAAAAUACAGUAUAAACAUCACAAAAUGCCACAUAUUCAGUCAGCCGCUCUGAACUAUUGCUGUCACAGUAGAAACACUUCAGUAACGCUUCUGCACUCUGACCAGUCAAAAUGGAAAUACUAAAAAAUUAAAGAGAGAUGUGCUGUUUAUCAUUCACAAUCCUCUGUAUAUAUGUAUAAUUGUAAGCGCAAAUACGGACAAAGCGUCAAAUUGAUAACACAGCUAAGUAGACCUCUGGACGAUGGGAGGAUUCAGCCAUUAAUCUAGAAAUUGUUCAUCUGUGACAUUCAAUUUAUAACCUGAGACAAAGGCAACUGAAGACAUUAACCUUGUUAACCCUUUGUGUGCAUGAUUAAUUCUUCAUUUAAACGGAAAGACAUGGACACCCUAUUGGUCGUCAUCAAAGUGAGAGCAGACAUUGUACAGUAAGAUAUAAUUUUAUUGUUUGUAUUUCUUCUUUAGCACUUAGCAAUACUGCUACAUGAUGCUUAGUUUUUCACCAAAGAUGGAUCCGCUUAGCAGUGUUUGGAAAACUCGUAGCUCAUUCUUCUUAUAUUCAGGAUCAAAAAUAUAAGGUUCUUUAUCAACAUUUUACACAAAGUUAUCGUUCUUACAAAGUGCUCUUGGUAACAUAUUAUCCCUCAAAAUGGCUCGGGAAUCUCUGUGGGGUUGAUACUAUUUUGAUCAUAUCUAUUUAUUCACAAACUUUGCAAGUCUUCCGGUGUCAUACAUCAGAUAUGUACGAUAAUACUGUAGUUUCAAUAUAAAGACAACUUGUUUUUCCAUUCUACUGGUACUUUAAAAUGUCCGACGAGGAACUGAAAAAUUCACAUUUCUUAGUACAAAUGGAACGCACAGUUUGCAUUAUCCGUAUUUUGGAAAUCCCAAUUACACCAAGGGGUACUGGUACUUACCUGUUGAGAACCACUGAUCUAGAAGACUAUAUUGUGAGUUUAUUAGAGGGAAUAUUAUCACGAUCAUUUCCGGUUUCUGGGUGUCACCCACGCCUAGCCUACCAUGAACUGCCUUUUUAAAAACAAUCAUUUGAACGACGAACACAACUUCUCUCCUGUCUGCUGCUAACACCAUGUUUGUUUACCAGUACAAAGCACACAAUGUUUUUGUCGUUAAACAGGCUCACUUAUUUGCCAUUUUUGCGUCGGAGGAAAGCGUGAGAGCGCUGAAUGUGACGACUUGUUACACGUACUUUGUUUUAGCUCUAGCCGAGGUUCAAGGUUAAACCCCGGUGUGGAAUAAUUGGGUGUAAGGAACAGAGUGACCUCUGGGGGGGUGCCAAAAGCCAACAAGCGCUAGUGUUGCUGAUGCUCAGGUAGGACAUCUUCAAAACAAUGUGGGAUGAGAUUGUGAUGCUUUCAAUUGGAUGGGAAAAGUGAAGCUAAUUAUUGCCUUAACGUGCAUGUCAGACAUUUACACACAUCUGGCAUCUUUGUGCUGAACCCUGCCCGAGUUUUCUGAGACUUCAUGUUUAUUUAUUUACUGGAUACUAGUCUUAUUCUAUCGGUGCAGUUUUUUUCCUGUAUGUGUUAAUGUUGUUUUUUGUUGUUUUGACUUAAUAUUCCGAACAGCAUUAUCCAAUCCUGUCGAGACAAAUCAUUACUGCAGCAUUGUGCUCUUUUGUUGUCGUUUAAUUACAGGAAUACACCUAACAGACUUACUGCAUACAUACAGUCUCGCGAGACAAUUUGUUGGAUUUGCAUUCCGGGUUGUUUGAAGAAUGUGGGACUUGUGUCUACGCACACAUGAGAAGAAAAAAUAUUUAUUAGCACUGAUAAUUGUUUUUAAUCCAGAUUUUAUUGAAAUGUUUUGCUCCGCUGUGGUACUUUAAAGAGCGUAUAAUUGGACACAAUAAGUUCACCAAAACCAAACAAAAUGGAACUUAAAAUUUCUUUUAUGCAAUUAUAAGUGUCUACAAAACAGGCCUGAUAAGGCUUUUUCACCAAUCACGGAAGGAUUAAUUACAAAUUAUAUUAAUAUAAUAAAGUGUAGAUUACCAAGUAAUCAUUAAUAGAAUCAAAUAUGUUGGUUAUUUUUUCUACAGCAGUGAUUCUCAAACUAUUUCAGAGUUGGUCCAAACAUGGCAUCCUGUAGUCACCUGAGGGGCUUUUGACCAAUCGUUUAAGAGAUUGGUCAAAAGUAACUUCCAUGACUACAGAGCGCCACGUUUGGGACCAACUCUGAAACCGAGAUGUCCAUACCAUACUCUCUGCACAGCUCUCCCGUCCAAAGGCAAAACCCAGUAACUAAAUUCUGGUCAAAACUGAGCUGAUAAUAAUUUUGGAGAUCCUCGGUGAUAUGCUUUACAUUAGUGUAUGCGAUAUUGUAAUUUGAUCCGUAAGUAAGCUGUUACGCGCAUGGCAGGACCUAGCAACUACCACAUAACUGCGCAGAUACAACAGAAAAACCUAGUAUCUCAAGGGACCAAUCGGAGCUUCUUUGUCAGUCGCCUUAUUGUCUUUAAUGAGACAUUUGCACGAAUGGGGGCCGACGGUCAACCUGAUUAUGUGAUAUUAUGGCACGAGGGGAUAUUUGGAAGAUUGGCCCAGGACGUUGCAAGCACCUUCAUUAAAUGUAUUGUUGUUGAUUCUUCCCCUUGCAUACUCUUUUGGGCAGAUAACUGUGGAGGUCAAAAUAAAAACUGGACGCUGUACACGGCUCUUGCCCAAUGUGCAAACGCAGAAUGGGGCCCACCCGAGAUUGUGAUAAAAUAUCUGGAGAAAGGGCACACGUUCAUGAGAGCAGAUUCAAUCCAUGGCUCAAUCGGCAAGAAAACGAAAGCUCGAGAAAACAUCUAUACGUUUGAUGACUUUGUAGAUCUUUGUAAGACAGCAUCAAGAUAGAUUGGUUUUCCUUUGUUUUCUCAAAAUCAGCUAGAAGUGAGUUACUAGGUUUUGCCUUUGGAGGGAGAGCUCUGUUCAAACUGGUGUGCAGGCUCCAUCUAGUGGUACGCCAAAUUAACACUUAAUUAAAUAUUCCAACACAGUGUUACUGUUCAAACUGGUGUGCAGGCUCCAUCUAGUGGUACGCCAAAUUAACACUUAAUUAAAUAUUCCAACACAGUGUUACUGUUCAAACUGGUGUGCAGGCUCCAUCUAGUGGUACGCCAAAUAAACACGUAAUUAAAUAUUCCAACACAGUGUUACUGUUCAAACUGGUGUGCAGGCUCUAUCUAGUGGCACGCCAAAUAAACACUUAAUUAAUAUUCCAACACAGUGUUACUGUUCAAACUGUCUGUAAUGUUACAGUGGCCAAAAAUAUUAAAUAAACCCUCUGCCUUGUUUUUGAUAAAUACUUUGGCCUGCUACGCUACUGUAUUUUAAAAUUGGUCAAUGUGAAUUGGAGAGUGUUUUUUAAGGUGGUUCUUGGUGAUAAACGUUUGAGAAGCACCUGCCCUUGAGCAGCAAAAUACAAGUGUUGCCUUUUCAUGGACACAGAUUUGAAGCAAACGUGUAUGUAGUUUCACACUGUUGCCACCACUGAAAGUGCUAUGUUGUGUCAUCUAAUUAAUGCCUUGUGAAAUGCAAUAAAAACAACAUCACAGUUAUACUGAUAAAAAGCCUUCUGACAUUUAAAAAAUGUGUUCUAGUGAGUUCGCCAUUUGCAUGAUUAGAAACAUCGCCUGAGUUGUAUUAGUUCUGCUGAGUAGGCGCUAUUAGUUUUCUCUGUCCACGUUGGUUACAGGUGUGCCUUGCUGGUGCAGGAACAACACGGUCACGAAGGAAUGUGAAAUAAAACAUUGUCUUAACAGAACAUUACAACAAUGUACCGAGGAGAACAAAUGUAUUUAUUGAUUUCUUUUUUUUGUUGUUCUUUUACGGGAUUUGUCAUCAAUAAAACCUUAACACGCGAACAGUACGACGAAAGGGAAUAUAUUUUUGCAACGCUGAUGCAAAUGUCAUCUUUGUGAGGACAAAAAGGAAAAUGUAUUGUCUCGUAAAAUGAAAAUUUGCUAUUAAAGCUAUUUUCAGUUUGA
Messenger RNA from Nerophis ophidion (straightnose pipefish), 9018 nucleotides. Its product is annotated as RNA polymerase II elongation factor ELL. Gene Ontology annotation, cellular component: transcription elongation factor complex. Gene Ontology annotation, molecular function: cis-regulatory region sequence-specific DNA binding. The coding region runs from base 21 to 1871 and encodes 616 amino acids. Lineage: Eukaryota; Metazoa; Chordata; Actinopteri; Syngnathiformes; Syngnathidae. The record is from RefSeq and is a predicted model, not a curated record. The transcript has 12 exons. Gene Ontology annotation, biological process: transcription elongation by RNA polymerase II; positive regulation of transcription elongation by RNA polymerase II; snRNA transcription by RNA polymerase II.